This is a messenger RNA of Drosophila sechellia, 1187 nucleotides long. RefSeq names its product Desaturase 2 (gene Desat2). The transcript has 4 exons. NCBI's taxonomy places the organism in Eukaryota, Metazoa, Arthropoda, Insecta, Diptera, Drosophilidae. Gene Ontology annotation, molecular function: stearoyl-CoA 9-desaturase activity; iron ion binding. Gene Ontology annotation, biological process: unsaturated fatty acid biosynthetic process. Gene Ontology annotation, cellular component: endoplasmic reticulum membrane. The coding region runs from base 1 to 1086 and encodes 361 amino acids. The record is from RefSeq and is a predicted model, not a curated record.
AUGGCGCCCUACUCAAGGAUAUACCAUCAGGAUGAGUCCUCCAGAGAAACGGGUGUCCUUUUCGAGGACGAUGCACAAACAGUCGACGGUGACCUGACCACCGACAGAUUCCAGUUGAAACGAGCUGAGAAGCGUCGGCUACCCCUAGUCUUGCGGAAUAUAAUCCUGUUCACAUUGGUCCACCUGGCUGCUCUAUAUGGCCUGCACUCCAUAUUCACAAGGGCGAAACUGGCCACCACACUUUUCGCUGCCGGAUUGUAUAUCAUUGGCAUGCUGGGCGUUACAGCCGGCGCCCAUCGUCUGUGGGCGCAUCGCACCUACAAGGCCAAGUGGCCCCUGCGCCUGCUCCUGGUCAUCUUCAAUACGAUCGCCUUCCAGGAUGCCGUCUACCACUGGGCCCGUGACCAUCGCGUCCACCACAAAUUCUCGGAAACUGAUGCAGAUCCACACAACGCAACCAGGGGAUUUUUCUUCUCGCAUGUGGGCUGGCUGCUCUGCAAGAAACAUCCGGAUAUCAAGGAAAAGGGAAGGGGACUGGACCUCUCCGACCUACUCGCCGAUCCCAUCUUGAUGUUCCAACGAAAGCACUACUAUAUCCUCAUGCCGCUGGCCUGCUUCGUUCUGCCCACCGUAAUUCCAAUGGUUUACUGGAAUGAGACACUGGCCUCCUCCUGGUUCGUGGCCACCAUGUUUAGGUGGUGCUUCCAGCUGAACAUGACCUGGCUGGUGAACAGCGCAGCCCACAAAUUCGGAAAUCGGCCAUACGACAAGAGCAUGAAUCCCACCCAGAAUGCCUAUGUAUCGGCCUUCACCUUUGGCGAGGGAUGGCACAACUACCAUCACGCGUUUCCAUGGGACUACAAGACGGCCGAAUGGGGUCGCUACUCUCUGAACAUAACGACGGCCUUCAUCGACUUGUUCGCCAAGAUCGGCUGGGCCUACGACCUCAAGACAGUGGCUCCCGACGUGAUCCAGCGACGGGUGCUCCGCACUGGUGACGGUAGCCACGAACUGUGGGGCUGGGGCGAUAAGGACUUGACAGCGGAGGAUGCCAGGAACGUGCUCCUUGUGGAUAAAGGUAGAUGACGAUUGAUGUAGUACUCUUAAAUGAAAAACUUAUUAAGUACAAACUUUAAGCGAUUUUCACUAAGAUUAAAUAUAUUGAUCGGUUAUAUUCUAAAAGGAAA